Molecule: messenger RNA, 1213 nt
Organism: Euleptes europaea (tarantolino)
Lineage: Eukaryota; Metazoa; Chordata; Lepidosauria; Squamata; Sphaerodactylidae
Gene: CCNJ
Product: cyclin J
Exons: 5
Coding region: 47-1204 (385 amino acids)
Biological process (GO): regulation of cyclin-dependent protein serine/threonine kinase activity; mitotic cell cycle phase transition
Cellular component (GO): cyclin-dependent protein kinase holoenzyme complex; cytoplasm; nucleus
Molecular function (GO): cyclin-dependent protein serine/threonine kinase regulator activity
Source: RefSeq, a predicted model, not a curated record
GCUGGUGCCGCCGCCCUUCUGACUCUCUGCAGCCUCACCCCAUCCCAUGGAGCUGGAGGGGCAGUGGUGGAAAGGACAGCUGGCCGCCGACAUCCACCAAGCGCUUCGCUAUAAGGAGCUGAAACUUCCCUCUUAUAAAGGCCACUCUCCCCAGUUAAACCUGAGAAGAUAUUUUGCAGACUUGAUUGCCAUUGUGAGCAAUCGCUUCAGACUCUGUCCUGCUGCCCGACAUCUUGCCGUUUACCUGCUGGACCUCUUCAUGGAUCGCUACGACAUAUCCAUUCAACAGCUACAUGUGGUUGCUCUUUCCUGCCUGCUUUUAGCGAGCAAAUUUGAAGAGAAAGAAGACAGUGUGCCUAAACUUGAACAGCUAAACAGCUUGGGUUGUAUGACUAACAUGAACCUGGUGUUAACAAAACAGAAUUUGCUACACAUGGAGCUGCUGCUGUUAGAAACCUUUCAGUGGAAUCUUUGCCUCCCAACUGCUGCUCACUUCAUUGACUAUUAUCUCUCCGUUGCCGUUCACGAAUCAGAUCUCCACGAUGGGUGGCCAAUGGUUUGCUUGGAAAAGACAAAGCUGUACAUGGCAAAAUACGCUGACUACUUUUUGGAAGUAUCUCUGCAAGAUCAUGCAUUUUUAAAUUAUGCCCCUUCGUUAGUGGCUGCUGCGUGUGUGGCUUCUUCAAGGAUUAUCUUGCGCCUUUCUCCAACAUGGCCAGUGCGACUCCAUCGUCUUACCGCAUAUUCCUGGGAUUUCCUGCUGCCAUGUAUUGAGCGACUGUUGGUUGCCCAUGAUAAUGACGUCAAAGAAGCCAACAAGCAAAAAGGACAACACAGUUCUCAGGCUGCACCACACAGUUUAUUUCAGACAACAACGCCUCAGCCUCCACAGCAGACACAUCUACAGCAGCACAUUACCCAGUAUGUUCAAGCACAUCAAACUCCUCUACAAUACCAUCAUCAAACUGGGCAGCAGCAAAAUUGUCAGCCGAUUGUGUCAUCGGGGCAUACGUCAUCUUACCCACUGCAGACUUGCCCAGGUGGUUUACAAGGUGGUAUUCAGGCUCGAGGUCAUAUACAGACUGCUACAGGGGUGUCGCUAGCUGUACCUAUUGAAAUGAAGCCAUGUUUAAGUGUUUCCUACAACCGAAGCUACCAGAUUGCCGGACGUUACCCUUGUAUUACCCCUUGUUUCGAGAGGUGAUGACUAUAG